Messenger RNA from Daphnia pulicaria, 1693 nucleotides. Its product is annotated as alpha-(1,3)-fucosyltransferase C-like. Bases 8 to 1300 code for a protein of 430 amino acids. Lineage: Eukaryota; Metazoa; Arthropoda; Branchiopoda; Diplostraca; Daphniidae. The record is from RefSeq and is a predicted model, not a curated record. Gene Ontology annotation, molecular function: alpha-(1->3)-fucosyltransferase activity. The transcript has 3 exons. Gene Ontology annotation, cellular component: membrane.
GACGAAAAUGCUUCAACGUCGAGGGGCUUACGUCAUCCUAAUCGGUGUUGUGUUACUAGUGUGGCAAUUCUAUUUCGUGCAGCAAAGCCAAAGGGUAGAGAAUAUUAACGUUGAUGUUGAAUCGUUUUCAAAUAAAGUGCCAAAACAUUUCAAUUCCAUCGGAAACGAAGGGAAACACGAAAAUGAGACGACGGUCUCGAUGCCAAAUCCACUCGUGUUACAAACGACUCUCGAACCCUACAGAGUGAUGGAAAAUUAUGAGCAAGAGAGACCGCCAGAAGUUGACACACCUUUCAAACGCAUACUGUUCUGGAAUGACGCGUACGGAGGCAAAGAUUACGGAAUUGGAAUCGGACGAAAUGCCCUACGCAAAUGGGAUUGCCCGGUAUGGCAGUGCGAGACUUCGGAUAACCGCACGGAUGUCCAGGAUUACGACGCCGUUGUCUUUCACCUCCGCAGUUGGAGCCGGAACGACUUGCCACAACGUCGAUCACCCCAUCAGCGCUACAUCGGCUGGAUUAUGGAAUCUGCAGCGUGGCGUGAAUACAUGGUGGACAUGAAACCGAUGGAAAAUUAUUUCAACUGGACGAUGACGUACCGUUGGGACUCUGACAUGGUCGGCCCUUACGGCUACGUCAAACCGAUUGGAAAUGUACCACUUCAUCCAAGUGAGAGUCAAAUGAAAGAGUAUUUAUCCAAUUCAAAAGUCAAUUACGUGAAUGGGAAAACGAAAAUGGCAGCUUGGUUUGUCUCCAACUGUUACUCGAGAAGUAGUAGAAACGAGAUGGUCAAAGAGCUACAAAAGCACGUCCGUGUUGACGUUUACGGAACCUGCGGAACGAUGACCUGCCCGAGGAACACGGAAGACGAAUGCCGAGAAAUGGCAACCAAAAAUUACAAAUUUUACAUGUCACUGGAAAAUUCCCUGUGUCUCGACUACGUCACUGAAAAGUUCUUUGCUAUGCUUCAUCAACCCAUCAUCCCGAUCGUUUACGGUGUUCACGACCACUACGAUCAAAUUGCACCGACCCAUUCCUUCAUCAACGCUGCGAAAUUUGAAACUAUGAAACAAUUGGCUGAUUACCUGAUCCUUCUCGACAAGAAUGACACGUUGUAUAACGAAUAUUUCUGGUGGAAACCUCAUUUUGAGGUGCGAUACAGUCAAAAGGACAAAAACAAAAGCAUGUGCCAUCUAUGUGCCGCUCUCCACAAUACGACGUUACCACCGAAAAUCUACAGGGACAUGACCGAAUGGUGGGAAACAAAAUCAAAGUGUGCAGACUCACCUCACAUAUCCUGAUGUGUACAUACCUCGAUGUUAUCUGCAAAUAAAAAGAACAUUUAAAAUUCACAAAUGGGUCACGGGAAAUUAUCAUUAGCCACUUCUUGGAUUGGGAUUUUGAAAUCUGACAAGGAAAUGGGAAUUCCCAAGUAAUGUAAGAUUUAGUCACUCUGUACUUUCUUCGUUAGCCUAGUUUAAUUGCGACCUCGAAUCAUGUCCUUGCCAUUCGAGUUAUCUACAGUGAUGACGUUGCUAAUUCAGUGGCCAUGAGGCACACACUUCCCAACUGGCAAAAGGGACAAGACAAAGGAGUUCAGAAAAAUCAAGUCAGUUACCAUACUUGGAAUAAAAUUGCUGGGAAGCAACAGUCGAGAUAAAUCGAUUGUCAUCAAGGGUUAAAAGACACUGUUU